Molecule: messenger RNA, 315 nt
Organism: Adineta steineri
Lineage: Eukaryota; Metazoa; Rotifera; Eurotatoria; Adinetida; Adinetidae
Source: the annotation of a GenBank genome assembly
AUGCCAGUGAUCAAUCUGACACGUGAAGAAUUCAAACGAUUUCGUACGAACUUUACUCAACACCAACUAUCAGAAUUAGAAAAAGAAUUUCGUUAUUCAAAAUAUUUAUGUCGUCGAAGACGUAUCGAAAUUGCUCAUUCACUUAUUUUAACUGAACGCCAAAUCAUGAAUUGGUUUCAAGCUCGAAGAUGCAAAUGGAGAAGAGACAAUUUCUACGCAAAGGUAGAAGUUAAAGUAACUGAUCGAUUAACAACUGCAACAAUGUCAUCACCUAAUCUUAUAAAAAAAGAAGAGCCUGAAAUAGAUGCAACUUGA